UCUAAAUUAUAAAACCACAACAUGAAGAGUUUACUUGGUUAUGCUCUGGUAAUGGAGAGGCACAAGCCUUAUAUUGCCAUGCUCUUCAUACAAUUUGUGUAUGCAGGUAUGGCCUUGUUCUCUAAGGCAGCAAUGGCCAAGGGAAUGAACCCUUUUGUGUUUGUGGUUUAUCGUCAAGCUUUCGCCUCUCUCGCCUUGGCUCCAUUUGCUUUCUUCUUUGAAAGUUCAAAAGACGCUCCUCUUUCGUACACCUUACUCUGCAAGAUUUUCUUCAUUUCCUUAUCUGGGAUUACCCUGAGUUUAAAUCUUUACUAUGUUGCAAUCAACUACACCUCUGCAACGUUUGCUGCAGCCACCACCACAACAAUUCCAGCAAUUACCUUUGUCAUGGCGGUUUUUUUAAGGAUGGAAAGCAUUUCUAUGAAACAUUUGUAUGGUGUGGCCAAGGUGUUGGGUUCUCUCACAAGCCUUUCAGGGGCAUUGGUGUUUGCUUUAGUUAAGGGGCCUUCCAUAAAGUUCACGAAUUGGUAUCCAUCACAUCAUCAGACACAAAUUUCAGACUCAUCAUCUUCCUCCAGAGUGGACUGGAUAAAAGGUUCCUUGUUCAUGAUUUCAGCCAAUACUGCCUGGUCUUUGUGGCUAAUUUUGCAGGGUCCCAUUGUCAAGCAAUAUCCGGCAAAGUUCAGGCUUACCACUCUGCAAUGCUUCUUUAGCUGCAUCCAAUCAUCAUUUUUGGCCAUUGCAAUUGAGAGAAACCCAUCAGCUUGGAAGAUUGGAUGGGACAUUCAUCUUCUCUCUGUUUUCUAUUGUGGUGUAAUUGUGACUGGAAUUACCUACUGGCUGCAAGUUUGGGCCAUAGAGAAGAAAGGCCCAGUUUUCACAUCAAUGUUCACUCCUUUAGCACUGCUUAUAACAGCCAUCUUCUCAGCAAUCAUGUGGAAAGAAGCCCUUCACUGGGGAAGCAUUGGUGGAGGCGUGUUGCUUGUUGUGGGUCUGUAUAGCGUUUUGUGGGGAAAGGACAAAGAGGACAGGAAAAGCGAAGAAAGUGAACAGAAACAAGAAAGCAAGGAGGAAGUGGUAUGAGAGUGCAUUAUUAGUCGAUGGGGAUGGGAUUGUAGCAAAUUCGAUUGGAUGAAUAAAAGGCAUUCCCACGAUGAAUGUUUGUCAUGAACACACAUUUGAUUAAAGCAGUAAUCAUCUCUUUUUGUAACUAUCAAUCGAGGGCUAAAGUUUCCCUUUAUUUUCUUUUUCUUGUCUAAAUUUGUGUUGCAAAAGUUAAAUGUAUAUAGGCUUUGUUUGUGCUAGAUUCCCCAUUUUUAAAUGAGAUGUGUACUUAUGAAUUUUUGGAACA
Messenger RNA from Prunus dulcis (almond), 1351 nucleotides. Its product is annotated as WAT1-related protein At1g43650. NCBI's taxonomy places the organism in Eukaryota, Viridiplantae, Streptophyta, Magnoliopsida, Rosales, Rosaceae. The record is from RefSeq and is a predicted model, not a curated record. Gene Ontology annotation, molecular function: transmembrane transporter activity. Gene Ontology annotation, cellular component: plasma membrane. The coding region runs from base 22 to 1083 and encodes 353 amino acids. The transcript has 7 exons.